GGCUGAGGCCACUGCACUCUAGCCCAGGCAACAGAGUGAGACUCUGUCUCAAAAAAAAAAACACAAAAAUACCCCCACAAAUCUAAGUUUGAGUGAUUUUGCUGGAUUCUUUAAACACUGGGCAUUUUCUCCUUUAAAAGUAAGUGAGUAGCUUUGCCUGGGAACAGAAGCCUGAGGCCAGUGGCUGCAAGUUCAGGCCAAGUUGAGCCUGUGAAGGGAGGUCAUUGCAGACCCAGUUGGUUCUUCCUGGGGAGUCUCCCUGCUGGUGUCUCGGCUGCUCACAGUGACCUUGGGAGGAGCCCUUUCUUUAUACUGGGAGAAGCUUCGAGCUCUGGAAAGCUGGGUGACCACAGGCAGAUGGGGUUCGGGGGGGAUGCCCUGUCCGAGGUUGUAAUUGUUAUUAUCCUGGUGCUGUUUCUUAGACAUUGUCAAAUGAAACACAUCUGGAUUUAGGUAAAGAAUGAAUUCAUGACGAAGGAAUACUGCAAAAGACUGAAACCACCAAGUAUAAGAUCUGCAGGCAUCUCAAAGGAUUCGCUGGUCUUUGAGGAUGUGGCUGUGAACUUCACCCUGGAGGAGUGGGCUUUGCUGGAUCCUUCCCAAAAGAAUCUGUACAGAGAUGUGAUGCAAGAAACCUUCAGGAACCUGGCCUCUAUAGGAGAAAAAUUGGAAGAUCAGAACAUUGAAGAGAAGUACAAAAAUCCCAGGAGAAAUCAAAGCACUCAUAUUCCAGAGAGACUGUGUGAACGUAAGGAAGGUAGUCAAUGUGGAGAAACCUUCAUCCAGGUUCCAGAUCACGUUCUGAACAAGAAGACUCCUCCUGCAGUAAAACCACUCAGAAGCAGUGUGUGUGGAGAAGUUGGCAUGAAUCAUUCAUCCCUUAAUAGGCACAUCAGAGCUGACAGUGGAAGGAAACCAAAUGAGUAUCAGGAAUAUGGAGAGAAGCCAUAUAAACGUAAGCAGUGUGAAAAAGCCUUCAAUUAUCGUCACUCCUUUCCAGUACGUGAAAGGACUCAGUCUGGAGGGAAACCCUAUGAUUGUAUGGAAUGUGGAGAAACCUUCAUUUCCCUCGUAAGCAUUCGAAGACACAUGGUGACACACAAUGGCGGUGUACCUUAUAAAUGUAAGGUGUGUGGGAAAGCCUUUGAUUAUCCCAGUUUGUUUCGUAUACAUGAAAGAAGUCACACUGGAGAGAAACCCUACGAAUGCAAGCAAUGUGGUAAAGCCUUCAGUUGUUCCAGUUAUAUCCGAAUACAUGAAAGGACUCACACUGGAGAUAAACCCUAUGAGUGUAAGCAAUGUGGUAAAGCCUUCAGUUGUUCCAAGUACAUUCGAAUACAUGAAAGGACUCACACUGGAGAGAAACCCUAUGAAUGUAAACAAUGUGGUAAAGCCUUUAGAUGUGCCAGUUCGGUUCGAAGUCAUGAAAGGACUCACACUGGAGAGAAACUUUUUGAAUGUAAGGAAUGUGGGAAGGCCUUGACUUGUCUUGCAAGUGUUCGAAGACACAUGAUAAAGCACACUGGCAAUGGACCUUAUAAAUGUAAGGUAUGUGGCAAAGCCUUUGAUUUUCCCAGUUCAUUUCGAAUACAUGAAAGAACGCACACUGGAGAGAAACCCUAUGAAUGUAAGGAUUGUGGGAAAGCCUUCAGUUGUUCCAGUUCCUUUAGAAAACAUGAACGAAUUCACACUGGAGAGAAACCCUAUAAAUGUACAAAAUGUGGGAAAGCCUUCAGUCGUUCCAGUUACUUUCGAAUUCAUGAAAGAACUCAUACUGGAGAGAAACCGUAUGAAUGUAAGCAAUGUGGGAAAGCCUUCAGUCGUUCCACUUACUAUCGAAUACAUGAAAGAACUCAUACUGGAGAAAAACCCUAUGAGAACCCUAACGCUAACCCUUCAGUUGUCCCAGUUCCUUUCAUAGCCAUGAAAGGAGUUACACUGAAUGAAACCCUAUGAAAGUAAGGAAUUUGAGAAAACCUUCCAUCCUCUCAGUUUCUUUUGAAUACAUGAAAAGAUUCACAGUGGAAGAAGAGAUAAUCAGCUUUGUAUUAAGAGAGAUGUGAUAGAACAGUAAAAUCUAGAGUUAGAGUUAGAUCUCUGGAUUGUCUUAUGUCAAUGUUGGUAGUGUUAGGAACUAAAUUUCCCAGAAUCCAUUGCAUUUAUGAUUCCUUGAUACAAUUCACUAGUAACUAUCUUCCAUGAGAUUUGGAAGUCAGAAGUGAAGAAGGCAUUAGUUACGGUUUGGAGACACCAUCCAAGGAGACAACUAGAUUCAUACAGGCUGUGCAGAUACCUGCUUCUAGCCGAUUUUUCCUGAUUCUUUUGCUUGCCAAUGAAGAAUAUCCUCAAAACUACUUGAUUUCCAUUUUCUUGGAGAUGUAGGUUUCCACAUGUCUCUAGAAGCCCCACACUGAAUAUCCUUGGACUCCUGGCCUCCAAGUGAUCCUCCCACUUCAGACCACUGAGUAGGUGGGAUUAUAGGUGUGCACCACCAUGCCCAGCCCCACAUUGGAUAUCCAUCUACACUCUGGUUUUUUUCAGACAUUAUAAUGUGUGUGUAUAGGCAACCAAUUUAGACUGUCAUGGUUGGGAAUAUAUUCUUGGAUACUCUGACUCCCCUAGUAUAUAAAGUGAAUUGAUAUAAAGUCUAAUUUGUAUAGUAAACACCUUUGUUCAUUCUGGUAAUGACUGUUCUUGAUUCAGCAUGACAGCGACAAUGCUGCCAUCAAAACCAACUAGAUGGGAGCUUGUUCCUCUAUAUGGUAACUGGUCUCACCCUGUACUUUCAUGUAAGAAUUAACUAUCUUCAUAUCUUUAAGACUGUGGGUGUUUCCUGUCACAGCUGAAUGUAAUGUCUCAGUUUAAUUUCAAUUAUGUUUGUAUGUGAUUAAAAACAAUAUGUAUUUUUUAUUCAAACAGGAUUUUUGUGCAUGUUUCUUAGAAAUAGUUUAUUAACUGUUUUCAGUCUUGGAUCAGAUCAAGUUUAUAAUUUUAGCAAGUUAUUUGUAAGACAUUAUGAAGUCCAUAUUAUGUGCAUACAACUUCAGGAUUUUUUUUUCUCAUGUAAAUUUUACUUUUCAUGCUUAUAUAGUUACACCUUUUAUCUUGAUAGUAAUGUCUCAUGUACUCAUAAUACCAAAAGUUAAAUCAUAUUGUUGUGUGUGCCUUCUUGCUAAACACCAUACCUGUUGCAAAAAGGGCAUAAUAAAUUAUAGUGAUAAUUAUGACCACAAACCAUAAAUGAAUGUGUGCUGUAUCAGUAAGAGAUGCUCAGAAGAAUUACUUAUAGGAUUUGUUCUUAUUUUAGGUUGAUUCUUUCCUAUUCAAGGAAGGAAGUCAUUUUUCUGUAUUGCAUGCAGUGAAGAGGUAAACUUAAUUCUAUCCUUGGUAAUCACAAUAGUUCUUAUCUAGAAGGGAGAAGGCAUAGAGUGGAGGUAAACCUAAGUCAUGAGAAAUACCAGUCAGUCAUAUUAUUGAGAAGAGAGGAAUUUUUGUCUCCUUUGUGAUUUGAAAUAUGUUCUCUUCCACCAGUUUUUAUUUUUAUUUAAAAAAUAUUUUCCCAUUAAUAAUGGCCUGAUAUUAACCAGUUUUAUAGACAUGGCCCUUGUUUUUGUCUUGAUCAUCCAUCAUAUUCA
This is a messenger RNA of Microcebus murinus (gray mouse lemur), 3635 nucleotides long. The record is from RefSeq and is a predicted model, not a curated record. NCBI's taxonomy places the organism in Eukaryota, Metazoa, Chordata, Mammalia, Primates, Cheirogaleidae.